Funneliformis geosporum is the source of this 1470-nucleotide messenger RNA. Lineage: Eukaryota; Fungi; Glomeromycota; Glomeromycetes; Glomerales; Glomeraceae. The record is from the annotation of a GenBank genome assembly.
AUGGCAUCUAAUAAUAACAAUUCAUUGCCGAUACCAUCCACUUCUAUAAUGCUGAUGGAAGAAUUUCGUGGAUUAGAAAUAUAUGCUAGUUGUGCCAUAGCAAUAUAUUUUUACGAAUUAAUAUCAUGUAGCUUUAAAGUUGUCAAAUGGUAUAAAUCUAGAUUGUGGACUAUCCCAGAAGUGGUCUUGGAAUUUGAUGGGAUCGAUGUCAAUAAACAAGAUGGUAAUUGUUAUCUUUCGAAUGCGACCGUAGGAGCACAAUCGCUCUCAAUCGGAUUUGUCAUGUUAAUGAUUUAUUGUUGGGUGAUUUGGACUUCUGCCAUUUAUGCCAUGUAUUCUACAAGUAAUUCACCUAAUUUUGGUAAAUCAAGAUAUUGGCGUAGAAUCUUGUUCGACAACGGUCUAAUGUACAUAUCAUUAAUAGCAUUGUCACAAGCAAUGAAUGUAAUAAUUAUGUUUGAUGGAAAGAGUUACUUGGGAAAAUUUAUAAAUGUAACCCCAUUAUUAGUAUUAACUUCGAUUUGUGUACAAAAAUCAUUAGUUAAUACAAAGUCAUUUAAUGAUAGAGAAAGGACUCACUUACCUUUCUUUCGUCCAUUUUCCUCUACCAAUGUUAAGAACAUUAAUGAUAGGUCUAUCAAUAUCAAAAAUAUUGAUGAUGGGUCAACACAAUAUCAACAUCAUGAGUCUUUUACCACAUUUCAACCUUAUCCGCAAGAUCAAGUUAGAAUGCCAUCGCCAACUCUUUCUUCAUUUACUUCAUCAACAAAAGUGGAUUCCGUCCCUCCUUCAUUACCUCCAAUAAUAAUACACAAAAGUGCUAAAUACGAUACAUCUAAUUCAGGUUAUGAUGAGUAUAAUGAAAAACCUCAAUCUCCUGAUGGACAAAGAAUAACACAAGAUUUUGGUAGUUCAUUAAUGUUCUACUUAAAUGCUAUUACUCGUGAAUCGAAUCAACAUGGAAUAAAAUUACAAAAUAAUAAGGAUAGAAGGAGUAUAAUUAGUAGAUUAAGUAAUUUAAGUAUUAAUAGUUCUCAUCUUAGCUUAAUUAACAAAGGAAGGAUUAGCCAACAAAGAUUUAGCAAAGAAACAAGAAAAAGUCAACAAAUUCCUAUUUUAGUUGACCCUAGCGAACUUUUUUAUUUUACUUAUAGUAAUGAUGAUGAUGAUGAAAUCUAUUUAUUCCCUGCCAUACCCGCCCCACUUGAAUUGCAACAACAGCAGCAACAACAGCAAGGAGAAGAAGAAGAAGAAGAAGGAAUGCCUUCUUUUUCUAAUAAUGAUAUAAGGAAUAGUAAUGAAUCAUUAACUUUUCCUAUCCAUUAUCCUUCUUUUGGAUUUUCCGCUACAAUUAUUGCGGAUGAUGAUGAUGAACAUAUUUUUGAUCAUAAAAAGGUCGUUAGAGCCAGUGAGGUUCAAGGAAAAUUUUUGAAAAAAUAUGAAGAUCGUGAAUCAUCACUUCAAGAUUGA